Molecule: messenger RNA, 847 nt
Organism: Lycium ferocissimum
Lineage: Eukaryota; Viridiplantae; Streptophyta; Magnoliopsida; Solanales; Solanaceae
Exons: 7
Coding region: 161-676 (171 amino acids)
Biological process (GO): tRNA threonylcarbamoyladenosine modification; telomere maintenance via recombination
Cellular component (GO): nucleus; cytosol; EKC/KEOPS complex
Source: RefSeq, a predicted model, not a curated record
UUUAAUUGUCUGAUUUACUCAACUAGAAUCCACCUUAAUAGAAGUUUAGAAAAAAAUAGUACCUCUUUGUGCAGACACAGCGCCGCUACUAUCCCUGUCGACGUGUCUUGGUUUUCUUCUCCGAUUCUUUGGAGCUAAGCUCAGUGCAAAAAAGUUAGCAAUGAAGGCGUUUGAAGUCGGUGGAACCACCCUUUGUCUUGCCCUUUUCAAUGAUGUUACUAAUUCCAAAGAACUACUGGACUUAAUGCAGUCUGCAACACUGGAGCCCGAAGUAGCAUUUCUGAAUGCAUCACUUAUCCCAGAUGUAUUUCCUGUUUUGGCAGCUGCACAUAAGACACUUGUAGCUAAAUCACGGGAUUCACUGACUACACGGACCCUCCAUUCUGAGCUUGUUUACAACUACUCAGGAUCUAAGCAUAUUUCAGAGUCUUUGAAAAGAUGUGGCAUCGCCGACAACACAAGCUACAUCCUGGCAGCACGCUUUGGUGCUUCGGCUGAUGAGAUGGUGGCCAUAGAAAAACUCAUAAAGGGCAGUGAAAUUGACUUGAAGGAAUUGGAACAAGGAAAAAACCAGGCCCAGAUUCAAAAGCAUUACAAGAUAUCUAAUCUGGAGCUGGAAGUAUCAUCACUUGCAGAUGCUAUAGUCUGCAGAAUUGCUGCCAGAGAUGCUUUAUGAGCAUUACAAGCCUACGCCACUAUUAUUAUUGCAUCUUCUCUAUAUGUAAACUAAUUAUGUCAUUAACUCGAAAAUAACUUUCCAAACCUUGUGCGAAGAUACUCUUUUGCUACUCUGACCGUUCUAUAGACACUAUGAAACCGUGAUGCCGUUGCUAUUGUUUUUACCUUA